AUGGCCACCCGCUUCGGCGCGGCGGUACCCCAGGCCGGCGCUGCCGCCCACAACUUUCCUGGCUACAUGGCCUCGCCGGGUAACAAUGCCGUCCCGCUGCCUGGACAAGGGGGUGCAAGCGGCACCCCUCGCCCAGCAUACAUGCGCCUGCCGUCCUCGGGCUCGUCGCCAAACUUGCAUGCCAUGGGCAACCAGCCUGGUACGCCGAUGGGUCCUGGCCCCAACCAGGUGCUGCUGCAACAACGGACAGGACCAGCGGGUGCCCCUGGUUCGCUGCGCAAGAAGGACACCAAGGAGACGGCCUGGGUCCACUGGCGCGCGUUGAAAGACUUCCUCGCAGCUUGGGCAGAGAAGGAAUCACCAACAGCCCGCGCAAGCGCUCGCGAGAAACUGACGCGCCUGACGCGCUUACAGUUCCUCGAGCUCAGCACCGACGUCUACGACGAGCUCAUGCGUCGUUUGAGCGUGGAGAAUGGCCACCCAGAUGGGCAGAUGGUUCUUCCGUUCCUUCCCGUUCGCGACGACUUUCACCCCAAGCGAAACCAGGCAAGACAAAAGCUUGCGACGCUGCCCAAAAACAGGUUCAAGGAUCUGGCCUCAGAUGUCUUCUUCGAGCUGCGUCGUCGCUAUCCCGAGUUUGAGGACGACAACCAGUCUGUUACACACGAGAAGGCCCCAUACGACGAACCCCCAGCGCCUGGGCCUGUGCCCCUUCAGCAAGGACACCGCACUAACCCGUCUGGCGGUAGCCUGAGGAAUGUCUCCAACGACACCCAACGACCGGGGCACCACCGAGCAGGAUCGUCAAUGGGUAGCAGCGUCAGCGGGGGCGGCGGCGGCCCGCUUGUCACAAACGGGUCCCGCGAUCAACUCGCCAACCUGACUUCUGCGACCAACGACGUUGUGGUUCCCAACAAGAGCCGCCUGCACGAGGAGGAGAUUCAGGUCCCAUAUGCCCGCGACAGCCAGGAGGUCGACAUGACGGGUGGUCGCAAUGUGAACGGCGUCGGUCCCAGCGGGCUACGUGAGCGUUCCGACGAGUCUUUCGAGAGCGGCCAGGUCGACUCUUCAGCGACAUCACCGCCCCGCGAGCGUCUCAUGUCGCCAACGACCGACGAGUCGCAGUCGCAAUACCUCGACCGCAUGUCGUUCACGUCCAACAUGACAUCUGCAACGCGGGCCAAGGGUGCCGGCAUCACGUCGCCAAACGGCUGGGACGAUCACGAGCAAAAGCUCCGCGCCGACUACGAACUGCGCAUUGCCGGGCUCGAGAGGCGGCUACAGAUCGCCGAGACGGAGCGCGACGAGGUCAACCGCGAGCUCGGAGACGAGCGCGAGCGCCGCAGGGAUCUGGAAGACGAGGUGCGCGGUCACAAGGAGCGCGCCACCACGCACGCGUCAUCCCUCCGCUCGAUCCAGAACGAACUCGAUGUCGCCCGCGACAGCGCCAAUGCCGUCCGCUCCCAGGGAGACCAGACCACACGUCAAGCUCAAGAAGAGAUCAGCCAGUGGCGCGAACGUUGCGAAGGUCUGGAGGACGAGCUGCGCCGUCUCGAGGAGGAGCACGCUCACCGCACGACGACCGACGUCCGGACAUCGCCAGGCGGCGGUGCUGGUGGUGCAGACAGUGCCCUGGUUGCUGAGCUGCAGGCAGAGAUGCGUUCGCUCGUCCAGGAGCUCCAGGAGCAGUCGGACCGGUACGACAAACUCGUCAACGAGCGCGAGCGUGAGCAGGAAACCAGGGAGAAGCUCGAGGUCAGAUUGGCAGACUACAAAAAGCAGUUCAACGCUAUCCGCAUCGAAAUGCGCAACCUCAAGGCGACCUCCACCAUGUUUGUCUCGCAGCCCCUCACAAACGACCACUUGCCAGCAUCGCCAGACGGCAACAUUGCCGACGCCCAUGUCUCUGCCUUCCAAAACGCAAUCGACGGAAUGCUCACCGCUGCCCGCUCGUCGCACCCAUCAGGCGUCCUUCCUGCCAUGAAGGCCGUGGUCGAGGCCGUCACCCAAGUUGGCGAGGACGUCAAGAAGUUUGAAGAGCACCCCAACCUGGAUGUCGACGUCAGCCGCCUCGAGUCGCUCAAGUACGAGAGCACGUCUCGUCUGUCCGGCCUCAUGUCGGCUGCUCGCAACCACGCCAUGGCGUCUGGCUUGUCACCUGUCUCGCUCAUUGACGCCGCUGCGGGUCACCUGAGUGCCAACGUGGUAGAGAUUAUCAAGCUGCUCAAGAUCCGUCGCACCGGCUCCAUGCGCGAGAUUCUCGCCACUCGCGGCAGCAUGAGCAUAGGCGAUAUGGUCAAGCGGAGCAACUCGGUGUACAGCAACCCCACCCCCGAGAACGGAGAGAGCGAAGACGACGACACCCAGCCCUUGGUCAAGCGUCCCGCUGGCUCGGAAGAGGAGUUGCGCGACGCUCACGUCACCUCUGGUCGAGAUGAUCGUCAAAACUCUGGCCCGUACCGCGGCGCCGGCAACUACCCGACGUCGGGUGCGACCAUGUCUCCUCCUCGUGCCAACCUGGCUGCAGCUCCGCCACCCAGCUCGUACGACAAUUCGCUUCCUUCGUUCCGAAUCAACUCGUUCCAAUCGGUCACGUCGACUGCGCAGCGCUCCGAUUCGUUCGACUUGGAGCGCAAGGGCUCGACGGCUAGCGUGGCAAGUGCCAGCGAGUACAGCAGUGCUCCCACCAGGCGCUUGGUGGAGCCGCGCAACGAUCCCUUCACAGCGCCGCCUCCCACACAGCGCAAUGGCCCGCCAGUGCCGGUGCCAGCCAUCAACACAAUCUCGACUUCGCCCAAGACGCACACCAGUGCGUUGCAAGGCAGCAUCAGCAGCAGCAAGGCAAGCGACUAUGAGGGACAUAUGCGCGGCCUGUCGCUGGCGUCUGCUGGUAGCAGCUUGGGUGGUUUCCCAUCUGCCGGAGCCCACACCACAACAUUUGACCAGGCGUACGGACGAUACGAACAGAACGGCUCCAGCGCCGACAGCCGGGAAUGGGAUGAUCUCAAGCCUUACCUCAACACACAAUCAUCAGCCUUGGUCAACGCGAUCCAGAACCUGCUCGCGGCGAUCAGAACGGGUGGCCAGGGCCCUGCGCUCAACGAGCACUUAUCCGAGGUCAUUGCCAUCUCGUCGUCGAUCGUUGGCGUCUCGAGCUCGGCGUUGCCCAACCAUUUGCGUCCUCAAGGUGACCCCUUGCUCGCCGACUUGGUUAGCAACACGGAUCGUUUGAGCGAGGCACAACAAUCAGCGGCUCGUGCCGGCGGCUUUGACAAGCAGCUGCGCCAGGGUAUUGCAAGUGCAAGCUUUGGCGUCGCCAAGGCCUUAAAGGCGCUGAUGAAACUUGGGGGGACGGAGUAA
Messenger RNA from Vanrija pseudolonga, 3360 nucleotides. It is a transcript of the gene SPA2, whose product is annotated as Protein SPA2. Gene Ontology annotation, molecular function: MAP kinase scaffold activity. The transcript is spliced from 4 exons. The record is from RefSeq and is a predicted model, not a curated record. NCBI's taxonomy places the organism in Eukaryota, Fungi, Basidiomycota, Tremellomycetes, Trichosporonales, Trichosporonaceae. Gene Ontology annotation, cellular component: actomyosin contractile ring; cell cortex of growing cell tip. The coding region runs from base 1 to 3360 and encodes 1119 amino acids.